Molecule: messenger RNA, 1959 nt
Organism: Plasmodium inui San Antonio 1
Lineage: Eukaryota; Apicomplexa; Aconoidasida; Haemosporida; Plasmodiidae
Exons: 1
Coding region: 1-1959 (652 amino acids)
Source: RefSeq, a predicted model, not a curated record
AUGGUAAAUUUCGGCGAAAACGGGAGAACCAGGCUGAGCGAAAUGAACGUCCUCCAAAACGAAAUGCAGGAGAUAAACAUAAACGACAGUGGCUCCAAGAACGACUACGACGAUAACACUUACAAUGACGCGAGCACGUGUCACGACAGCAACAUGGUGUGCAACGAGAAUGGCUCCUUCAGAGGAGAAUUUACACCCAUCAGAAACGAUAACAACAAUUCAUUUACCGAGGGAACAGGUCUAACCGAGGAAGAAAGAGAAGAAGAGCCAAGCGGAUGCAAUGACAAGGAGUCAAAAGAAGUGCUCAAUUGUGAUUAUUGCAACAAGCAUGUGUAUGCACAGGUGAAGACGUAUACCCCCACCUUUGUAUACCUCCUCGUAAUCAUUUUGUUUCUCUUGAUCUCUUUCUUCACGAUAUUUUUAAUACCUCUGUUGUAUUUAACUUUUAAGCAAAAAAAAUACACCUGCCCCCUCUGCAAAAAGAACUUAAAAUCAACUGAAAAAUUAAUUCAAGUGAAGAGAGAAAAUCAAAUUUUAACUUUCCAGUUCCCCAAAUGUGCAAUAAUAAUUUCAGCAAAAUAUUUGGUUCUAUUCCUAUCUCUCAUUUUUUUAAUUUUUUUUUUUUACAUCCUAAGAAUUUCAAGCAAUUUUAACUUAGACAAUCUAGCCAAAGGUCCCUACAUAACGGCUAGCUGGAUGGACUACCUGGAAGAUUGUGGACACAAGUCACAACUGAGAAAUAAGUUUAACAGCAUUCACAAUUUUAGCAUCAAAUAUGAUGGGUACACAAUUAUAUGGAGAGGACAGUUUCAUCAAAUAAAGGAAGGUUUCUUUAAUAGCAAUUCUUUGUUCAUUCGAAUGAACCCUUCGGAGUAUCGUUACGACAAGCCUGACAUCAGGGCUCUUUUCACCGACUCCCUAAUUGCACAAGUGGAAAAUUUACAGAAAAAUGACUUAAUUGAGUUUGAGUGCACUCUUAUACAGAUUAGCAAAAAUAGAAACCCACAUCUGUGCAUCUUGUGGAAUGUCACUUUGAUCGAGAAAUUCCAGCAGACCAACUUCAACGUCGUCGAUUUUGUAAAGCACAUGACCAUUCUGGACAUGAUUAACAAUAGCUCUAAUGCGAAUCCAUUUUUCAUGAAUCUGAACAAUAAGAACGGCGAGAUGAAGCGCUCAAUCAAGAUUGUGCACCUCGCGCAGGGCGGGUUAAGCGGGGGGUUAGGCGGCGGGCUGGGCAAUUCCCUCGAAAGUGGCCACCUCGGGGACGGCCUCUCCGACGCGAACUUAUUCGAGACGCCCAACGUGCUGCGCACGACGGACGAGUAUAUUUUCAAUUUGGGGGGCAACCAGAUGAACCCUAGCCUCACCCGGGGCGUGGGGAGCGGCUCUAAUUUUGCCUUUACGCAGGAUGUGAGAUCAAGUGGGAAGUUUAGUCUUCGCGAUUUUGCGACUCGAAUGGGAAGCAGGAAAUCGGGGGUACGCUUCACGGACGACGAAGACGACGAAGAGGAAGAAGAGGUGGAAGAUUAUGACUUCGACAGUGAGGACGAUAAAGACUACGACUUAGACGACAUACAGGCUCUGAACAAUGUUUAUGGUGACCAAGCGGAUGGGAGGUUCGACCCGUUUAAUCGUGUCCAGUUCCGUGCACAAGGCAAAAAGAAUGCAGAAUCCAUCUCAACCUUGCAGAAGUCUAAGUAUGGGAACAGUGCGGCAGGGCUCUUGACCGAGCAGCGCGCAACGGAGUAUGAGCGGGACACCCACGAGGAAGGAUCAGCAGCCGGGGGGGCGCCAGGCGAGGGAACAACUAACAGUGAAGCCCCUAUGGACAAAGCAGCGAACGACGGAUCCAUCAAAAGUGGAGCCCAAGAGAAGGAAACCACCAAAAGCGAAGGCAGCGAAAAAAUCACGCAAAAGGACCCUAAUGUAGAUGGCUCUAAGGAAACCUCCCGCGAGUGA